This is a messenger RNA of Cannabis sativa, 1253 nucleotides long. RefSeq names its product putative dehydration-responsive element-binding protein 2H. The coding region runs from base 397 to 987 and encodes 196 amino acids. Gene Ontology annotation, molecular function: transcription cis-regulatory region binding; DNA-binding transcription factor activity. Lineage: Eukaryota; Viridiplantae; Streptophyta; Magnoliopsida; Rosales; Cannabaceae. Gene Ontology annotation, biological process: response to stress; positive regulation of DNA-templated transcription. Gene Ontology annotation, cellular component: nucleus. The record is from RefSeq and is a predicted model, not a curated record. The transcript is spliced from 2 exons.
UUUUUUCAUAUUUUUAUUAAAUUUUGGAUGGUUUCCAUUAAAAUUUUUGUAACUCACACAUUCCAUGCUUUACAUUGGAUUAAAUAGAUUAAAUAAAAUGUACUUAAAGAGAUGUACUUGGUUUGGUGGAGUAAAGUUAUUACUACUAAGCUAACUCAAAUGUUUAAAAAAAAGUGUAACCAAAAAAAAGAAAAAUAAUAAUAAUAAAAAAAUAAAAUAAACAGAAAAUAGCCAAAGAGGCAUUUUCUGGUUCGUGCUUUGUCAUUAUCGACAGCCCUGCCAACCUUGGGCGCCAAAUUUCUGUUUCAAUGAAACCCUAACUCUAAUUAGUUUCCAUUCUGAAUACCCGAGAUUGGAACUCAAGCCUUGGGGUCCUGCUCUUCAAGGAAAGUUUGCAUGCCCAUGUUGGAGGAAAACCAAUCUAGACGGGACGGAUGUAAAUCUGUUGCGAAGACACUGGCCAAAUGGAAGGAAUGCAAUGGUCCUCAUGAUUCAUCAAAGGAUGAUGGUAAACCAACAACAUGUAGAGUUCCAGCCAAGGGAUCAAAGAAAGGUUGUAUGAAAGGUAAAGGGGGCCCCGAGAAUUCUCAAUGUAACUUCAGAGGUGUGAGGCAGAGGACUUGGGGCAAGUGGGUUUCUGAAAUUCGGGCACCAAAUAGGGGUAGUAGGCUUUGGCUAGGUACAUUUUCAACAGCCAUUGAUGCCGCACUUGCCUAUGAUGAAGCUGCAAGGGCUAUGUAUGGUUCUGGUGCUCGCCUUAACUUUCCUAAUUUUUCAAAUCCCAGCACACAAAAGGAUUCUACGUCAGUUCCAACACCAACGGGGUGUUGCCCAGAAGCAAGUCCUGCAAAUUCUGAGUCCUCUCGAACAUCAAUCCAUUCAGAAGUCUUUGCUGUUGAGGAUAGGGCGAAGCCUGUUUCCACCAAUGUAAGGAAUAAAGGUGUCAUUGAUCAUGGUAAAGUACACGAGAAAAGGGAACAUAAAUGAAAAUUCAGUAUUAAAAUCCUUUUCAUUUGAUGAUGUAUACUUGGUUAAUUGCUAGAAAUUUCAUAUUCUUACCCUGGAUGAAAGUAUACACAUUGGCUAUGUUUGUAUCUUUUAGUCUCUCUGCUCUAAUUAUUGCGAGUUAGAGAUCCUGUUUCGAAUUGACAGACUUAUUCUGCAUUAUUAGGAAAUGUAAUGAUUUUCAUAUUCAAUUUCCUCCUUCAAGUCUGGAAGGCAUCAGUAACACUUGAUACAGUUAUCGUCUCUUA